This is a messenger RNA of Lycium ferocissimum, 897 nucleotides long. Its product is annotated as 1-aminocyclopropane-1-carboxylate oxidase 5-like. The record is from RefSeq and is a predicted model, not a curated record. NCBI's taxonomy places the organism in Eukaryota, Viridiplantae, Streptophyta, Magnoliopsida, Solanales, Solanaceae. The transcript has 4 exons. Bases 1 to 897 code for a protein of 298 amino acids. Gene Ontology annotation, molecular function: dioxygenase activity.
AUGGCUAGUUUUGAUAUUCCAACGAUUGAUGUUUCUCCUUUUUUCAGAUCAGAGGAAAAUGAAGAAGGGAAAACGAAGACUAUGGAGCAAAUAGGCGAAGCAUGUGUUAACUAUGGCUUCUUCCAGAUUGCGAAUCAUGGAAUUCCUUUGGACUUGUUGAGCAGAACCAUGGAUAUGUACAAGAUCUUCUCUGCUUGUUCAGAUGAAAACAAACUCUCUCUACCUGAAAAUUAUUUAAAAAGCACACAGAAUUCCGUUGAGACUUAUGAGCACUUGGUGUUUCGUCGUUCAUCUUCUGGCUUCAAUGGCUGCCCCAAAAGUCCACCUCAUUUCAAGCAAGUAUUGGAGGAGAUAGUUUCACAUUUGACAAAGUUUGGAGUUGUGUUGGAGAGCAUCGUAAGCGAGUGUUUGGGCCUCCCUCCUAACUUCCUCGCUAACUACAACAAUGAUCGGUCUCAGGAUGCCUUGAUGGGCCUGCACUACUUUCCAGCGACAGAGGAUGAGAACGUAGGAAAACCAGCACAUGAAGAUCCUGGCUGCAUCACCAUUGUCUACCAGGAUGAAGUUGGAGGCCUUCAGGUGCACAAAGAUGGGCAGUGGAUUCCUAUAGCGCCUUCCAAAGACAAACUAGUAGUUAAUAUUGGUGACGUGAUACAGGUGCUAAGCAACAAUAAAUUCAAGAGUGCAACUCACAGAGUGGUGAACCAAGAGGAAAAAACCGUUACUCAAAUAAACCGUUACUCGUACGCAUAUUUCUAUAACGUGCAAGGGGACAAGUGGGUUGAGCCAUUGCCGCAGUUCACAAAGGAAAUUGGAGAGUCGCCCAAGUACAGAGGAUUUGUCUUCGAAGAAUAUGCACGGUUGAGACACGAGAAACGUGACUCAUCCACUGCCUAG